GUGUACGUCAGUCUCGCAGUCAACGAUCCUCUCCAUCCAACCGACUGAAACCGUCUGGCUCCGUCGGCGACUCUUCAACCCCAGGCCAUGGUUCUCCUCCUCGCGGAGCGCCUGCUACCACCAAAUAUGCCGCUCCAGGACAACAAUCCGUUUCACCACACGACACACAAAUACCGUACAUUUCUACUGAUUCACCAUCCUUCGCUGCUCUCUCCGAUGCCUCCUCCAACUCAGUCUCCUUCUCCACCGUUCGUUUGAUAAAUUGGCGCCGGUUUCUGCUCGCCGCCAGUCUUCCUUGGCCUGGACUACCCUCACCUGUCCAGUUGGUGUUGAUAGCCCAGCGACUCCGGCAACUCGCUGCGCUCCCACCUCCAGACAUGACGGUUGUAACUCAGAUCGAAGAGAUGCGCCGAGUCAGACGACCGUCGUCAGCUAAAGUUGGCCAACCGGUGGAGCCGGAGUGGAUGAAUGUCGCGAAGACUGUGACAGGAGGGACAGCAAAGUUGUCUGAGAGAGAGGAGCAGAAAGUCGAGGAAGAAUCGAGCGUAGGGAAAUCAGAAGAGGAGGCAAAACUGGAGCCAGAGGGACGGGCGGAGAUGGGAGUAACGACAUCUCUUUCGCAAGGAUGGCUAAAUGCUCGGUUGACUCAAGCACAAUUUCGUUACGCCGGAUUCGCCUGGUGGUCGUUAGAGCACGAGAGAACCAACUUUCUGACCGAGUGGCUGUUCAAUCUUUUCUGCGAGCCGGCCGUUCAAGGAACGGGUGACCGAGAACCGAACGAGAUUACAAAAGACGACGAGCCUCUUACUUCGUCUGUCCAGCAUUCGCUCUGGUCAAAAUCUGCUCUUAUUGACUGUACUGAGCUUCUCCUGAACCUGGCC
Molecule: messenger RNA, 881 nt
Organism: Protopolystoma xenopodis
Lineage: Eukaryota; Metazoa; Platyhelminthes; Monogenea; Polystomatidea; Polystomatidae
Source: the annotation of a GenBank genome assembly